This is a messenger RNA of Ilyonectria robusta, 591 nucleotides long. RefSeq lists its product as uncharacterized. NCBI's taxonomy places the organism in Eukaryota, Fungi, Ascomycota, Sordariomycetes, Hypocreales, Nectriaceae. Bases 100 to 591 code for a protein of 163 amino acids. The record is from RefSeq and is a predicted model, not a curated record. The transcript is spliced from 3 exons.
UACCAGCUGAGCCCCGAACACAUAUCAUGACCGCGGGCCAUUUUGCAGCCUCUCAAUUGUGAUAUUCAACCCGAGUUCGUCUCCCAUAUACAUAACACGAUGGCCACCAAUCCCCCAAUCGAGCCCAAUGUUUUCACUACGACGCAAACCGCUUCCGGGCAGGCUGUAUUCACCGAAGUGAAGCCAAAGGUUUUCAGUAGCAAUCUGGCAGUCAUUUAUGGUUCCAACAGCCUGCCUGUUGACAUCACGGAUAACGCAGAUCUUGAAUACCACAGCAGCAGCCCCAUCGAGCUAGUCCCCAAGCAGGGCUGUCAGGUAUUUACGAUGCGAAUUGCCCCAGGAGGCAAGGAUGCGCCGAUAUCGCGCUUGCAUCGCAACCUCAGCAUCGAUAUCGGUAUACUUGUUGCUGGCUCUGUGGAAGCCGUGCUCGACAGCGGUGAAUCAAGAACUUUGGUGGUGGGUGACAGUCUCAUUCAGAGAGCUACAAUGCAUGGAUGGCGCAACACGAGUGAGACAGAAACUGCUUCGAUGGUCAUUGUUGCAAUUCCGGCGACUGAGAAUGGUGGCAGUGUUCAAUCUUCAGAGAUAUAG